AUGUCAGUCAUCCCAGCAUGCACCUCUCUCCUCUUCCUGUGCCUGUGUCAGUUCCUGGCCUGGGCCGGGGGCAGUCCGCUGCAGCCCUGUGAGCCCAUUAAUGAAACCAUUUCUGUGGAGAAGGAGGGGUGUCCGAAAUGUAUGGUGUUUCAGACCUCCAUCUGCAGUGGCCACUGCUUUACAAAGGAGCCCAUCUACAAAAGCCCGCUGUCCACUGUGUACCAGCGCGUCUGCACCUACCGGGACGUGCGCUACGACACGGUGCGCCUGCCGGACUGCCCUCCCGGCGUGGACCCCCACGUGACCUACCCCGUGGCCCUGAGCUGUGACUGCAGCCUCUGCACCAUGGACACCUCGGACUGCACCAUCCAGAGCCUCAGGCCAGACUUCUGCAUGACCCAGCGGGCUGUUCUUCCUGCCUACUAG
Molecule: messenger RNA, 426 nt
Organism: Megalops cyprinoides (Indo-Pacific tarpon)
Lineage: Eukaryota; Metazoa; Chordata; Actinopteri; Elopiformes; Megalopidae
Gene: lhb
Product: luteinizing hormone subunit beta
Exons: 2
Coding region: 1-426 (141 amino acids)
Biological process (GO): G protein-coupled receptor signaling pathway
Cellular component (GO): extracellular region; cytoplasm
Molecular function (GO): hormone activity
Source: RefSeq, a predicted model, not a curated record